Messenger RNA from Lemur catta (Ring-tailed lemur), 1545 nucleotides. RefSeq names its product zinc finger protein 627-like. The coding region runs from base 298 to 1545 and encodes 415 amino acids. Gene Ontology annotation, biological process: regulation of immune system process; negative regulation of transcription by RNA polymerase II; regulation of cytokine production. The transcript has 5 exons. The record is from RefSeq and is a predicted model, not a curated record. NCBI's taxonomy places the organism in Eukaryota, Metazoa, Chordata, Mammalia, Primates, Lemuridae.
UCUUUCCCACAGGAUCCGCUCAGCCAUGCCUCCUGCCUUUCUCGUCCUCAGCCUCUAGGGGGCGGGUCCUGGAGCUCUACCCAAUCAACAGCGAUAUUUUGCAAACUGUCCAAUCAGGCGCGCCGCUGAGAGGGCGGGAAGCUCCACAAAACCAGGGGAUCUGCUCCUGCGGUGUGCACGGGGCGUCGCAUCUGCGGUGCUCUGAGAGGUGUGGCUGCGCUGCAGCCGCUUUCAAGGUGUGACCUGACUGACUCCAAAAGUCGUAGAGAGACCCAGGGACAACCCAGAAGCCGAAAAAUGGAGUCAGUGACCUUUGAGGAUGUGGCUGUGACCUUCACUCAAGGGGAGUGGGCUUUAUUGAAUCCUUCCCAGAAGAAUCUCUACAGAGACGUGAUGUGGGAAACCUUGAGGAACCUGUCCUUUGUAGGAAUAAAAUUGGAAGACCAGGACAGUGAAGAUCGAUACAAAAAUCCAGGGAGAAAUCUAAGAUGUUAUAUGGCAGAGAAACUCCAUGAAAGUAAAGAAGGGCAUCAAGGUAGAGAAACCUUGAGCCAGAUUCCAGAGCGUGUUCUGCACAAGAAAACUCCUUUAGUAAAAGCAUGUGAAAGCAGUGUGUGUGGAGAGAUCGCCAUGGGUCAUUCAUUUCACAUGAGAGAUCACACUGAACAUGAACCAAAUGAGUAUCAGGAAUUCACAGAGAAGCCAUAUACACGUAGCCAAUGUGAGAAAGCCUUCGGUGAUCACCACUCUUUCCCAAUACAUGAAAGUCCUCACACUCAUGCUAGAGAGAAACCCUAUGAUUGUAAGGAAUGUAGGAAAACCUUUAUUUCUCCCAAAACCCUUCGAAGACACAUGGCAACACACACUGGAGAUGGAUCUCAUAAAUGUAAGUUUUGUAGGAAAGGCUUUGCUUAUCCCAGUUUGUUACAUAUACAUGAAAGAAGUCACACUGGGGAGAAACCCUAUCAAUGCAAGCAAUGUGGUAAAGCCUUCAGGUAUUCCUAUUACAUUGAAAUACAUAAAAGAAUUCACACUGGAGAGAAACCCUAUACAUGUAAAAUAUGUGGUAAAGCCUUUAUUUAUCCUGUUCAAAGCCAUGAAAAGACUCACAAUAGAGAGAAUCUGUAUGAAUGUAAGCAAUGUGGGAAAGCAUUCUCUCUUAUGAGUUUGCGAAGACACAUGAUAAUGCACACUGGAGAGGGACGUUAUAAAUGUAAGGUAUGUGGGAAAGCCUUUGAUUACCCCAGUGAAGUUCGAAUACACGAAAGAAUACACACUGGAGAGAAACCCUAUCAGUGUAAGCAAUGUGGGAAGGCCUUCAGUUGUUCCAGUACUUUUCGAAAACAUGAACAAAUUCACACUGGAGAGAAACCCUAUAAAUGUACAAAAUGCGAGAAAGCCUUUGCUUUUCCCAGUUCAUUUCAUAGACAUGAAAGAAUUCACAUAGGAGAGAAAGCCUAUGAAUGUAAGCAAUGUGGUAAAACCUUCCGUCGUUCCGGUUCCUUUCGAAUACAUGAAAGAAAACAUACCGGAGAGAAGCUGUAG